Molecule: messenger RNA, 921 nt
Organism: Diaporthe amygdali
Lineage: Eukaryota; Fungi; Ascomycota; Sordariomycetes; Diaporthales; Diaporthaceae
Product: ketoreductase
Exons: 3
Coding region: 1-921 (306 amino acids)
Molecular function (GO): oxidoreductase activity, acting on NAD(P)H as acceptor
Source: RefSeq, a predicted model, not a curated record
AUGGCAUCCUAUCCUCAAAUUCCACUGGCGAAGCUGCGAGACGGCACACAUAUUCCCGUGAUGGGCUUCGGCACGGGAACAUCUUGGUACAAGCCGGACCGCUUCUCCGCCUUCGACCCAGAGAUGGUGACUAUGGCGAAAAAUGCUAUCAAGGCCGGUUAUCGCCACCUCGACAGCGCGGAAGGCUACGGCACCGAGGCCGAGCUUGGUCAGGCGAUCAAAGAAAGCAGUGUUCCGCGAGAAGAACUGUUCGUUGUUACGAAGGUUGUGCAGACACUCACCGAGGGAAAGAUCGACGACCUCCCAAACGCCCUCGAGGACAGCCUCAAGAGGCUUCAGCUAGACUACAUCGACUUAUACCUUCUCCACAGCCCCUACCUUAACGAGAACAAGUAUGUCGAAGAGGACGUCGCCAAAGCCUGGAAGCUCAUGGAAGCUCUCCAGCGCUCCGGCAAGGCCAAAGCAAUCGGCGUCUCGAACUUCCGGCAGCAGCAUGUUGAAAACUUGCUCAAGACAGCCGAAAUAAAGCCCGUGGUCAACCAGAUCCAAUUCAACGCGUACAUCCAAGGCGCCCCCGAGUAUGCGAAAUGGCUGCAGUCCAAGGGCAUCGCGUGCGAGAGCUACAUGGGCCUGGCACCGAUCACAUGGCUUAAGGGAAUGCACCUUGAGGGCACGUUGAAGGGGCUCGCGGGCAAGUAUGGCGUGAGCGAGAGUACGGUGCUGAUCCGCUGGCAGUUGGACCAGGGGGUUAUAGUGCUCAACACAACCAAGAAGACUGAGAGGGUGAAGGAGUAUUUUGCCGCUCUGGACCUGAAAUUGAGUGAUGAGGAUAGGGAGGAGAUCACGAGGGUCGGGCAAGUGAGCCAUACUAGAAUCCCACUGCCGGUGCUGUUUGAUGGUGGUGAGCAGGGGCCGUAUUGA